Messenger RNA from Esox lucius (northern pike), 1386 nucleotides. RefSeq names its product G-protein coupled receptor family C group 6 member A-like. The record is from RefSeq and is a predicted model, not a curated record. Gene Ontology annotation, molecular function: G protein-coupled receptor activity. The transcript has 3 exons. NCBI's taxonomy places the organism in Eukaryota, Metazoa, Chordata, Actinopteri, Esociformes, Esocidae. Bases 1 to 1272 code for a protein of 423 amino acids. Gene Ontology annotation, biological process: G protein-coupled receptor signaling pathway. Gene Ontology annotation, cellular component: membrane.
AUGCCCCAUUCUGUCCCUGAAUCCAAAUGUUCCGAAUCAUGCCUUCCGGGAUUUGCAAAGAAAAUAUAUAAGGUAUUCUGCUGCUACAACUGCACAAAGUGUGAGGCGGGAACAUUCAGCAAUGAGCACAACCUUGAAAACUGCUUGGAAUGUCCUAAUAAAACCUGGUCAUUGAAAGGGUGGAAUCAUUGUGAACCAAGGAAGGAAACCUACUUCAAAUGGAAUGAACCUUUUGCCAUUACAUUGGUCACUUUUGCUGGGAUAGGGAUUCUACUUUUGUUUGCUGUGCUCAUAAUUUUUCUGAUUGGUCGCCAUAGCGCUGUAGUUAAAGUGGCUGGAGGCAAACUCUGUUUUUUGAUGAUGGGAGGUCUAGUCACUAGCUUUUGUGCUGUGAUGCUGUUUGUAGGUAAACCCAAUGAACAAAUCUGCAGAUCUCGUCAAACCUUGUAUGGCCUUAGUUUUACAUUGUGUGUCUCUUGCAUCCUGGUAAAGGCGUAUCGUACUUUUCUUGCCUUUCUUAUGAACCAAAAUAAUAUCCUUAAAAAGCUUUACAGGCCACCGAUUAUCAUUGUUUGUGGAACAGCCAUCCAAGCGCUUAUAUGCACUUUCUGGCUGAUCUUUGAUUCUCCUAAGCUUGAGAUCCAGACUACGGAUGACAGCAUGGAAAUUCUACUACAGUGCAACGAAGGGUCUAACUGGGGCUUUGGGUUUAUGUUAGGUUAUAUCGUUCUGCUGGCCCUCAUCUGUUUUAUUUUGGCCCUGAAAGGCAGAAAGGUUCCAACACGAUUCAAUGAAACUGGCUACAUCAUUUUCAGUGUGGUCAUUUAUAUAUUUGUUUGGGUCUGUUUUAUCCCCAUUUACAUCACUAAACUGCAGCAGCGCUCAGGUGUUCAGGCAGCUGCCAUUGUUGUCUCCAACUUUGGCAUCAUUUUCUGCCACUUCAUCCCCAAGUGCUACAUGAUACUUUGCAAAAAUAAGAAGGACAUCACAACUCAGGCAUACAAAGAUAGAGUGCGAAUCUAUUCCAUCCAAUCCACCAACUCAGAACUAAACAACGUAUCAUUGGACUCUGGGGAGGGGACCAUGGAGUCAGAUAAUUGGGUAAGGAAGUCAAGAAAUUCAGUAAUCACCAUCCAUUCUUCAGAUUCAAGAACAAACUUUAUUGAGUUGUCACCUAACUCAUUCAGCUCAGUUGAAACAUUAAGAAAACUGGAUAAGCUAUGGAACUCCUCUUCAACUUUACGAAAAAGGACUCGCACACAAUCCAUUUGAUUUUUGAUUUUGAGAGUACAAUUCUAACUAAAAUGUAUUUUGCACUCCUGAGCAACUUUGUUACAGUGAGGGAUUUAAUUUUUUGAUCUCCUGCUGAUUUUGUACGUUUGCCCA